AUGUUGAAUAUACGUAGGUAUCAGCGGCUGUUUACUGUAGAGAACAAAAGCAGAUACAAAAAGCUAUCGAGCCACAUGUUAUUGUUGUUGCUACUUGUUAUAUCUAUCUUGACAACUUCUGAAAGAGGAGAGCUCUGCCUUUUAGAAUUACGGGAGGGGUAUCAGUUGGACUCCACGACACUUGAUCCAAAUUUUGUACGAGAUCUUGGGGUUUUGGACUUGAAGGUUUUUGAUUGUUAUCACGAAAUAGCUGACGAGCUCCAGGCUCAUCCCGAACUUGAAAAGAGUUUAAAAGAGCAAUACUUACAACAUCUUCGAAGCCAAGCUGCUGUCAAUAAAGUUUAUUGUGACGACUUUUUCGAUACAACAACUCUCCUUUAUCAUAUUAAUGACCAAACAGAGGACGCAGAACCACUAGAUCAUCUUCACCUUAUAAACAUCUUUCGAUCUGAUAACCUUACGUUAAUUCAUCCUGAUGUCACCGGCCGACGAAUUAAGCUUUCGUUUCUGAACUCAGGGAUUUCUAGGACAUGCACCCAACUAACUCUCAACGAAGAAUAUUCCAUAAACUGUGGCGGCUUUAAUGCAUCUCUCUUUACUGAGGAUGCACCCGGGACAAUUGCGUUAACCCUUGCUGCAGCCCACAUGUCUGGAGGCACCAGUGGGGUAGCGAGAAACGCUCAGGUCAUUGAGAGAACGGUGUUCAGACCUAAACUGGUUGAUUCGGAGACAUCUUCUGGGAUGGUUGCUAGCUCAGAGUACGAAGCAUCGUUUAUUGAUGUCUUGGAAGGAUAUAGCAUAAAGGGCGCAUCAUCCCGCUUCAUGAACCUAUUAGUUUGUAUGUAUGAGAUUCCAUUCGCUGCUCAUCUAAGGGCUAAGAACUCUCUCUUGGAGUCUUUGGUUCCUCUUCUCAGAGAUGUAAUGGCAGCAUCAGAUGUUAAAGACUCUUGCAACGGCGAUUUCAUCCCUAUUUUUAGUACAGGUGUAGGCGAAGAAGACGUCAAUCUGUUAAAUUAUUUGCAAUCCUCCGUAGCUGUGUAUGUACAAAGCGUCAUCCAGCAAUCUCAUGGAGAGGCUAACACAGUACUCACUGUCACCUAUCCUAGCUCCAGAAUCGGAGCGAAUAUCCUAUUCAGCACCCCGUCUGGAACAGAAGACGCGCCAUUGGUCGCCUUUGGAUUUGAUGACGUUGUUGCCCCCGUCGCAUAUGGGCCUGGGUCCGCCCUAUCUAUUGGAGCAGCUGCACUUGCACUAGUGGCCGAUGCGUUUGCAGCUCUAGGGUAUCAGAUGAGCUUUUCUGAUUUGCUUAACGUGAUCGCCGAGACAGGGAGACACACAGAGCUAGGGCUUAACUCAUCAUACCUCGGCGACGCAAACGACUGGAAAAGAAACGCUGCUGGAUACCUCUUCUCGAAUACAUACGGGUUUGGACUGGUGGAUGUGAAUGCCUCCCUCUCUUAUGUUAAGGCGCUUCGUCACAUAUAUGGUUCAGAAAAAGACUACAUGAGCCGUCAGGCUUGGGAAGAGCGAUGUGGUAACUCUUGUAAGAAAUUCCUGGGCUGCACAGGGGUGAUUAUUGAUGAUGGUGGGGAGUGUGCGGAAAAGUGUGGAGUCCAUCGAAUAGCAAUCGAUCGUUACAUCCCUGAUCGGAUCACCCUCCAGAAGAAGCUAUCUGUCGUGCAAAAUAAGCGCAUAGAGAAAAUAGGACUCCGAGUUGUUGCUUCAAACGGGUCGAAUCUAAAGGAGCUGAGUAUACUGGUGCAAUCGCCAGAGGGAACCAGAGGCACGAUGAUCCAGCCAGAUUCUGUGACGACAGAAGAUAUUGAGGGUGUGUUUUUCUACUCCUACCUGUUCUACGGAGAGAACUCCGUUGGAGACUGGACUAUUAACAUCCUUGACGUAGGAUACCAUCAGUCCAUCUUCAUCGAGUACAUUGACAUAGUGAUCUUUGGGAUCGAGUCUCACCUUACUAUUGCAUGGCCUAGUAGCAUUGCCUUUAGAACGAAUCCAGAAGAAAACGCAGAGACCGUUAUGGAGAGGAUGAUGCGUACGCUUGGCUACAAGCGGCGCACAGCUUCUUCUUCAAACACUCUGUACUACACUUGCACAGUGCAUCCUGUCACAAAAAGGUAUACCCUGUUUUAUCUGAGUGGAACGCAGACUGCUUGGAGAAGCGCACCUCAAACUCCUGUUACGAUUGCCACAGAUAUACAGUUCAGUUGUACAGGCCCGAAGGUUAACGGAAAAGAGUUUGGUUUGACGCUAACAGGGCUAGUCGAACAGGAAGCAUUCAGCGGCCAAGGGAGGCUUCUCUUUGUCCCGUCUGGGAUUACGGAGCUCGACCGUACCACACUUCGCGAAGAUGUGUUUGUCUCAAACAGCAUCAGGGUCACAUAUUCACCAGAAGAGGACGGGGGUUUGCCUGAUGAAGAAGGCGACGUGUCCUCUGAGGCUCGAUACAGACCCCGCUUGCUAGCUGCUACUGUGACAGGCCUAUGUGUGCUAGCUGCCGCCUUUCUUGGGGGAGCAUUCAAGGAGUAG
This is a messenger RNA of Giardia duodenalis, 2541 nucleotides long. RefSeq lists its product as uncharacterized. The transcript has a single exon. The record is from RefSeq and is a predicted model, not a curated record. Gene Ontology annotation, molecular function: serine-type endopeptidase activity. The coding region runs from base 1 to 2541 and encodes 846 amino acids. NCBI's taxonomy places the organism in Eukaryota, Fornicata, Diplomonadida, Hexamitidae. Gene Ontology annotation, cellular component: membrane. Gene Ontology annotation, biological process: protein processing.